CAUUACUUGUCACCAAGUAAGGUUUUAUGCUAAUAAUUAUUUUAAAUAAUUACCAAUAGUGUCCACUGCCUUUAUAUAUUGAACUUUGUGCACAAGUUUGUCAAAUUUCUCCACAAUAGUAACCAUAUUUUACUAUCUUUGUUUACCAAGAUAUCCAGUUUGUUGUCUAUAAAAUGGAACAUUGUAACUUAAAAUACCCACAUUGUGUACGAUCACAUUAUUAUGUUAUGUCUUACAAGGAAAAAAAAAAUAAAAUAGUACAAUUGCCACUACAUGAAAGACCCUUUUUGUUAUUCAGGAAACAGUUGUUUCCUUGUCAUGGUCUUGUUUGUGUAUGUUUGUGCUGGUAUGAUGUUAUGUGUGCUUGGAUGGGAUGUUUGCUCUAAAGACCAUACUUGGUCAAGCAUUAUGACUUGUAGCUAUUUAGAUCUUCCCAAAAUGUGGAAUAGCCAAAAAAAUAAACCACAACAAUUGGUACUUUUACCUCAUUUAAAAAAAAAAGAAAUUCGUGGACAAGUGAUCAGCAAGGUUCAUGGAAAUGUAUUUCACUUGUUAGCUGAGUGAUAAUUAGUGUACACAUGGAGCAAUAAACUAGUUUAUUGCUCCAUGGUGUACAGAACUCGAGAAAGAUUGGUGCUUUAGAAUAGCAUGAAGGAGGUUAACACGUGAGUGUAUUAUUUGAUAGCGUCCAUACUUAAAAGCGUCAAUUUAAGGAAAAAGUUCUGUUUAAGUAAAGGAUCAGAUGUCAUGUAACUUUAUUUGUCUGUCAUAUUAUGUGAUACUUUUGCAGACUUUAAUAUUUUGCAUUCAUUAAUUAAUCAAGUGUACGCACAUUUUUAAUUUUUUAAAAUUUGCAUUCCUUGGGCAAUUUAUGCAGCACGAUCAGUUAGAUGAGUGAUUAUAAUUGUGUCUGUAAAUUUGUUUGUGCGACCGAGUAAGUAAGGCCCAAGUGAAAAAGUAUUCCAGUUGAUCUUCCGGGUUUUUCCAAAACGAGGAGGAUGAGGGCUUUUUUUUUUUUUUUUGUUCAAAGGUCGCCGAGAAGCAUUUCAUUCAAAGUGUAAACCUACUUUACGUAAUUACAAGUUCUUUAAAGAUUAGUAAGUUAAAUGAGAAACACACAGAAAAGUUAUCUUUGUGAAAUGAAAAAAAAAGUAAAAUAAAGAAUAGUAAAAAGAAAGAAAGAUGCGGCCUCAAAAAAGGAUGAGGGAGGGGACGAUUAGCUGGUAUUUUUGUUUAUUUAUUUGACCUAAUAGAAUAAGGAUUACCGUACAUCUUAACAGGGCAUACAACUAUUGGACUUGGUGAUCAUCGUUUGUCAGAAAAAUACAAAGAAUUAAACAAAAUGUAAUUUGCCCACAGAGGAACUUGACAAAAAUGACAUACAUUUUUAACGGCAAAACGACCAAGUGUUUACCUCUCCACCUUUUUGAUGAUUUGUUUUAUUUGGAAACUUCGGUCUCAUUUUGCUGUUGAUCAAACAGAGUAAGAAUUCAUUUCCCGUAGUAACAUUAACUGAAAAGGUAUAAAUAUAUGGUGAAACAAAACCCUGUUGAAAGAUUGCAGUUUCUACUUUGACAUAACACAGGACGCGUGACGACCACCAAUGACGUUGUAUUUUUUUUUUUCUUUUUACAUAUACAUAUACAUAAUAUAUUUGUAAAUAAUUAUUGUUUUUCAAAAACUGGUUAAUUUCCAUUCUCAAUACGGUUCCCAAAAUACUAAAAAUGAAAACUGCCCUCUACCGGGCGCUGCAGGCUCGGGAUACAUCAAUUUAUGACUCUGUAAAAAUCAGUGUGUUUUGUAUCUUAUAUUAUUUAUAAGCCGGUUUGUUAUGAAUAAUGCAUAUCUGCAUUAUGAUUUCAAGAUCAUCAUAAUAAAUGCAUCUGGAAGAAUUUUCGGAAUUAAUUUGUGUGCAGUCCUAAAAAUGCACUUGCAACAAUAAUAUAGGCCUAGUGUAGUCCUAUGUGGUCCCACACUACCAAUUAAUUACUGUGCAUUCGAUUUGGAUGUAAUUUUCAGCACUCGUGACAAGCACGCAUCUAAGUCGACUAUACAAAAAGAACAAAAUACUGUAGACAGUAGUAAAGACCAUAAUAAAACGAAGAGGUUCAGCUGUUGCUCUGUCUGUUCGUCUGUCCAUAGGCAACUUCCGCACACAGGCUGGCCAUCGCGCAAGCUAGCAUGCAGUAGUCAUGACUUAAUUGCUGUUUUGGGUAUUUAAAUCGACGGGUUUCUUUUAUUGUAUUCAGGGGCAUAAAGCCGUAUUGCGCACUGUGUACGACCGCAUCACAUGACCAAUUACUGUUAUUAUUCAUGCCGUGUAGAAGGGUGGACGAAAUUAGUCCCUUAUUUAAAUAGUUCGAGCCAUGAUGCGAAUACCAUCUCUGGUUCAUUGAAACAAAUUGGUUUCCAAAAAUAAAAUAAAUACAUUAUUUUGUAUUUACUGUUUUAAUAUCUUUAGUUUGAAAGCAGAGCGUAACAAUUUGUGUAAUCAGCAAGUCCUUAUCUCAAGUUAUGAUUACACUGCGCAUGUCUGAGUGUCGUCCCUGCACGAUAAUGUCGUACGUUCACGAAGGAAGAGAAGCACCAAUCACGGUUUUUAUGAGGCAUUUUUGACUCUAAACAAGCAACUUCUUUUCAACAAAGUCACAACUGCAUCUUAGCAAAGCUUCUUAAAUCACGCCCAGCAGUAUUUGUGCGCUGAAUGCAGUCUGUAAGACUCCCGUUUAGCUGAAAAAGAAUUUGGACGGUGAUUCUUUCCCCUGAAAACGGGUCAGACAACGGAACUGCCCCUAAGGUGAAAUUCAGUCUCCUUCCCAUGACUACCGACCGGUCUAACGAGGGAGACGACUUGAGCUCUUCAUCUAGCACUGCUAUUCCCAAAAAGACAACACUCAAUCCUAAUGCCAAGAUAUUUCAAAGUCCGAAACUUGCCAACUCGGUGACAUCAUCUGCCGAUUCCACAGACAGUAGUCCAGACUGGCAUGACAAUGACAACAGGAACUCCCAGGCAUCGUCUCCUCAAAUAGCAAUUAGCACACAAGGUUCGUACCAGAUGAACGGAGAUGUUGGUAAACCACCAGGAUUGGGUUAUCCACCCUCUCCGGAGUCGCCGGUAUUCAAUGGAUACAUUGGCAGUCCGGAAUACCCAUAUCUACCAGACGGACAAAUAGUCACCUCUGAUGACUUGUCACAGCAAGAACUUCCAAAGGGAGAAGAUCUUCGCAAACUAUUACAACGUCAGCUAGAGUACUAUUUCUCAAGAGAAAACCUUGCGAAUGACAGAUAUCUACAGUCCCAAAUGGAUGCCGACCAGUAUGUUCCAAUUUCAACGAUAGCCAACUUUAAUGCCGUGAAGAAAUUAACUAAGGACAUGCCGCUUAUAGUUGAAGUCUUGAGGGAAUCAGCAUGUGUCAAGGUAGAUGAAAACGGUGAGAAAGUUCGUCCAAAUCACAAGAGAUGUACAGUCAUCCUACGAGAAGUACCUCAAGCCACUCCCCUAGAGGAAGUGAAGGCCCUCUUUACGGGAGACAACUGUCCGAAGUUUGUCAGCUGUGAGUUUGCUCACAACAGCAACUGGUAUAUAACGUUUGAAUCCGAUACGGAUGCUCAAAAGGCUUAUAGAUAUAUACGUGAAGAAGUUGGAAUAUUUCAAGGGAAGCCUAUUAUGGCGAGGAUAAAAGCCAAGCCGCUUCAAAGAAUAAACUUCUCCCCUAAGCCGGCCCCUGUGAAUGGAUACAGUAGUACAGGACAACAGAUGUUUGCUCAACAGUUUCAGUACCCUCCAUCGUCGAGCAUCAACACUAUCUCUACACAGCCACAGCAACAACAACAGCAGCAACAGUCCUCACAGCAGCAGCAGCAACAGCAGCAGCAGCAGCAGGCGAGUCAACCACAGCAGCAGCAGCAGCAGUACACAUUCUACCCUAAUGUUGCUCCAUCACAGCAGUGGGGUGUCACCAGUCCAUCGUACUUUGAGCCAUCAAUGCAACAGCCUCAGGCCUUCUCUCCUGGUGCCUUUCCCCCUCCGCCACCGCCUCCUCCCCUGCCACAGAACAAGUUCCAGGCAAUUAAUGUCAAUCAGCAACAUGCAUAUCAGGGACCUCGUACAAGGCAACAUCCAAAGAGUCACUCGCGUACUUCAAGUACACCGGAGCUGAGAACUACGGAUCGUAUUAGCAAUUCACCGUUUCAAGAAAACUCCAUCCAUCGGUCCAAUUCCGAGAGAAGAACCACUCCUAAUGGUAUGCAGCUGUCUAGUCCGAGGGGGACGUUUGAUUCUCCACGUGACAGAGACGCCGGCCCCAUGGACAGAAGAGACGAGAGAGACAGACGGGAAGAUAAAGAGAGGGAUCGAGAGACGGGAAGCGGGUAUGGGAGGAGGAGAGAGAUGUCGUCAACGCAACCGGCAUCAUCGUCGCAACCCAUCUCAUCCACCUCUACAUCCUCCUCAAGGAAUCGCUUUCAGGAGGAGUCGAUAACAAGUAGUCAAACUUCCUUACAACAGAAUUCAAGAGGUCCCCGCGUCAACAGCAACUACCGCAGGCUAAGAAAAAGGGAAGACGAACCUCAGAAUCGACGGAACACUCGAGACAUUCGAGACUCACGCGAUAAAGAGCAGCCUCCACAAACACCAAAGGAACAACCUAAGGCACCAUCACCACAGAUUGAUCUUGCCUCAUUCCCACCUCUGCCCGGACGGACGAUAACGGACGGAGAAGGCGGUGAGAAAAAAGAGGAAGAGACCAACAACAAUGACUUGGUGACACCGAUGGCAGACAUCGUCAAAGGAGUCAAGGAUCCAAAGCGUGCUGCCAAAUCUCAGGAAUCAGCCAAACCAAACCAUCCAGCAACGAAGGACAGUGCCACAAACACAAGUAACACACCGGAUAGCAAAGAACAACUGCCGUCUUCUACAUCUUUAAAAACACCCACCUUAAUACCAAGUAAACAAACACAGGUACCUGUAGCCACACAGACAGACCUGGAGAUAUCUUCCAACCCUGAAGCCAACCUGACUCCCAUCACCACCCCCUCACAACAUGCCAAGGUCAGCCAGACUGCCAGCACAGCAGUGAACACCACCGGCACUGUGGCAACCUGCACUGUGGCUUCAAUCGUUGCAAGGACGAAAGUCUCUACAGCGACGGGAAGCACGCAAACGGUGACCUUCGGGAGUCAGACAGUCGAUAGCCAAACAACAACAAAUUCAUCCAGUGCCUCAUCUUCAGCCAGUACAACUACACAUGCAACUGAAUCUUCGAUGCCACGUCUAAGCUACGCAGCAGUCAUUGCAAAGCGAGCAGCUAAGGCCAAUGCGGCAUCUGUUGCCGCUUCAUCAACCUCAACAGUGUCUACUUCUGCAACCACUACAACAAGCACUUCAAGUACCAAUGCCACUGAGUCCAAUACACAACAGCCCAGACAGACCCUACCGCCAUCCCAUUCAACGCCACUAUCACAACAUUCUCAUAAUACACAGGCACCGGCUAAGCCACACAGGCCCCGCUACGGCCCUCCGCGUAAUGAGCGUGAACAGAACUAUGAACAGAGGUAUCGUAGAGACUACUACACUGGCCGGAGAUCACCACCACAGUCUCGUCAAAUGACCACAAAGUAACACAGGCAGGAUUGUGUUUGGGGGCAGGGGAUGAUGAGGAGUGUGGCUGUUGUUGGGUUGCCUUUCAUACUAAUGCUGGUGGAGGAACGAGAGAAAAGUCUUGUUGGUGAAAUUCACACAAUGGCGAGUUAAUGCUUGUUGAUCAUAUACCUUGAAGCAUUAUACUCCGAACAGUUGUGGCUUUAUUUCUGUCACGGUUUGCUGUGUUACGGUCACUGUAUACUCCACACCUUAUAGUAUGUGAAAUGGUUUUACUUAUAGAAACAUAUACCACAGAGGACGGUCUUUAAAAUAUUCUCAACACUGUUACGGCAGGCUUUAAUGAAGUGCAGCACUUGGGAUUCAGAAGUCGGCGUGUCAAGACGUGGAAUUACAUCCUGGCUCACUGAGGAUUUCAAGAAUCGAUACAUGUACAUCUAGUAAACAUAAAGGUUCUAUCGUAAACUUGGGUGUGAUCCCUGGCUACUUGGCAGUCAACGGUUGUAUGGCUUCAGACUGGCACCCUUGAAUAAAGAUAUUGGAGACCGCCAACUUAAGGCUAGAUAAGCUCAGUUGGUAGAGCGCCGGAAGGUUAAUCCGGGUGUCGUUGGUACCAGCAAUUUUUUCCACACUACCCAGCAGGUUACCACAUCUGUGAUGAGCCACCCAGCAAGGCCGAUGUGAUGAGCUGUUGGUUUAGAGAUAGGAAUACCAUGAGGAUUAUGGUCUACAUGCACCAAGGUCCGUCGGUCUCAGACUGGUGGUGAAGAGUCGGCACUCUUUGAAAAGCUCUUGGUAAUACUUCUGUACUUGGGCCGUAUCCGAAUUGGUGGGUACGGCUAGGGCUGUUGCUAAGUAUGAAACUUACUUCUACGCAUGAUAACAUGGAUAUCUAGCCGUAGCUGUAGCCGCUAAUUCGGACACGGCCUUAGAUAUUAAAUACUGGAAAGAUGUAUUUGAUGGGUAAGGAAUGUUUAGCUCAAGUGCACUCUGUGGCCAAAAAUGUAACAAAGAAUGCUGAGCUCAACUACACGCUUGACCUGUUGUUGGGUACAGAGUACAAUACCAUGUGAUAUUUAAAUUUAUAUCCUGUGACAUACUAGUAUGGUGAAAUGGGACACAAUCUAAGUGAUGUUGUAUACAGGCAUCUGAUUUGACAGGGAGAAAAAAAAAAAAAAAAAAAAAACAUCACCGGAAUUCUAGCAGGGAAAAUAUUAGCGUGUUGACUCAAAAUCCGGUGUAAACUGGUUAAAGUUGUUUUUGGGGCUGUUUUUUUUUUUUACAAAUAAUGUGUGCUAUGGUCAUAUCAACAUCGGGAUGAUAUAGCCUGCUCUUUGUUUGAUUCUGAUGUGGAGAAAAAUUAAGCACGGACUUUUGAUGUCUUAAUCCAAAUCCAAUAGAUACGCUUGGCAUAAUUGGAAAAUUUGUGAAUGAUAUGCAGUGAUGAUUGUAUGAUUAGAGAAAGUUGGGAUAGUUGGUUUUGAAAUGAUUCGGUAGCUUUGAAAGACUUGGGGGGUAGGCUGAAAAUUGAGCUUUGAGAUUUGUCCGUAAUUUCACUCGGCGAACAGUCCAGAAUUCACCUUGUGAUUUUUAUUCUGCGACAAUUCACUCGCAUGCAUCCAAUAUUUGCAUUAAUGUCUCCUGUUUCACUGAUAUCGUACACUAGAAGUGGUAUGAUAUAAUAAUGUUGGGUUUCCAUAUUUUGAUGGUAUUGUGUGUAUGUGAUAUAUUGUUAAGUGAACCAUUCAAUCAAGCAUUCAGUUGUGUUUUUUUUGUUUGGGUUGGGUCUGAUUUGUUAAACAAAUUGAGAUCCCCUUUUUAACAAAGCACUUUUUGACAACGACCAAAGAAAUAUUUUAGGACCUUCAAAUAAUACAUUAUUUAUGAAGAGUAAAUUUGGUGUUGAAGUGGUUCUUUCACUUUGAGGUUUCAUUGCAGUGAGUUUCCCAGACACUUGUUAAGUUCAAUUCAUUGUGAACUGAAGGGUUCCAUAUCAGAUAGGAAAUUUGAGAAGCGUUAGGACUUUCUGAGAGCAUUGUUAACUUACAGAAAUUGGAAGCACCAUUUUAAGGUAAUGGCAUACAGAAUCAUGAAAAGACCAGAACCAUAAUGAUGGUUUGAAAGGGCGGUCUCAAGCAUACAAGUUACACUUUGCCUUUGUCGCUCCUUGUGUUUAAAGUAAGGGUAUACCUUUGUAAUAAUAACUCCAAAAGUUAAUUACGAUAACAACUGACUUGGUAAGAAGCACCGCAGCUGUUGAUAA
Messenger RNA from Asterias rubens (European starfish), 7862 nucleotides. Its product is annotated as la-related protein 4B-like. Lineage: Eukaryota; Metazoa; Echinodermata; Asteroidea; Forcipulatida; Asteriidae. The coding region runs from base 2819 to 5620 and encodes 933 amino acids. The record is from RefSeq and is a predicted model, not a curated record. Gene Ontology annotation, molecular function: mRNA 3'-UTR binding. Gene Ontology annotation, cellular component: cytosol; cytoplasmic stress granule. The transcript has 15 exons. Gene Ontology annotation, biological process: positive regulation of translation.